Messenger RNA from Enhydra lutris kenyoni (northern sea otter), 1855 nucleotides. RefSeq names its product zinc finger protein 215. Gene Ontology annotation, biological process: regulation of transcription by RNA polymerase II. NCBI's taxonomy places the organism in Eukaryota, Metazoa, Chordata, Mammalia, Carnivora, Mustelidae. The transcript has 6 exons. Gene Ontology annotation, molecular function: DNA-binding transcription factor activity, RNA polymerase II-specific; RNA polymerase II cis-regulatory region sequence-specific DNA binding. The coding region runs from base 211 to 1830 and encodes 539 amino acids. The record is from RefSeq and is a predicted model, not a curated record.
CUGUGACUGAACAGAGCCCCUGCUGGGAGCGGUGCCCGCAGGUACCUGAUUGUUGGCUGAAGCUCCUGGAAUUUUUCUCUUAUUGAGAUAGAACUUGGCUGAAAUCACAUUGCACAUAUAUUGUACACAAAUGCUUAGCCCAAGCCCGAGAAUUACUAGAAUCCUCCAGUUAGACAGAUUCAAACUACAGUGGGAGUUCUGUCUAGGAAGAUGCAGCCUCUGAACAAGUUGAUGGCUAUCUCAAAACCUCAAAACCUGAUUCGACGUGAACAAAGUGAAGCCCUAAAAGCAGAAGUGUCCUGGCAGCAGGAAUCCAUCCCAGUCAUGGAAACAUAUGACUCUGAGGCCUCUCGUCAAAAGUUCAGACAUUUCCAGUAUUUCGCAGUGUCUGGGCCUCAUGAAGCCCUGUGUCAACUCUGGGAGCUCUGUCUUCAGUGGCUGAGACCAGACAUUCAUACAAAGCAGCAGAUCCUAGAGCUGUUAGUGCUAGAACAAUUUCUGACAAUUCUCCCUGAAGACAUCAGGACUUGGGUGAAUUUACAGCAUCCAAAGAACAGCAAAGAAGUGGUGUCCCUCAUAGAGGAUGUGAUUGAAAUGCUUAAAGAUGAAGAGCUACCCUGCAAGGAUUCUGUCCUCCAGAAGGGGAGCAUCAAGGAGAAAAUGGAAUCUGACUCACUAACUGGCGAUUCCCAGGAACCAGUGACAUUCAAAGAUGUGAUUGUGGAAUUCAACGAGGAAGAGUGGGGACAACUGGACCCUGCUAUAAAGACUCUGCACAGGGAUGUGAUGCUGGAGAACUAUAGGAACCUGAAUUCGUUGUAUCAAGAACAUCUAUUUUCCAAGCCAGUUGAGAUCUCCAAGUUGGAGAGUAAGGAAAGAAGAUGGACAGUGGAGCACAAAAUCCCAAGCACAUCUGUUUUGGACAGAGAGAUAAUUUCAGAAAACCAAGAUUCAAUUCCAAAGCAAAGAAUUAAUGGAAAAAAAUCCUCUCCUGGAAUGAUUAUGACAAGACUGACCAAAAGUAGAUCCCCUUCUUUAGAUGCUUGGAUGAGUGAUGAUUGGUUAUAUAGGAACCAGGAACACUGGGACAUAAAUUUGCCAGAAGAAGCUUUUGUUCAUAAGACAGUCUACACUGAGGUGGGAAACUUUAAAGUUAGUGAGAAUAAGAAAAGCUUAGAUGUUAAGUCAGUUAAUUCAAUUUUGGGUAUACAACAAGGAAAUCCUAUGAGAAAGGGGUCCUCAGAAUGUGGUAAGUUUAAAACUAACUUCAAAUUUAACUUAGACUCAGGUAAGCAAUAUUCAGAAUAUAAUGAAUGUGGGAAUGCCUUGAGCCUGAGUAUAGAUAUUCAACACCCAGAAAGUCAUACCUCAAUGAAUUCCUAUGAAUGCUAUCAAUGUGGGAGAGCCUUCAGCCGGAGUUCAUCCCUCAUUCGACAUCAGAUCAUUCACACAGGAGAGAAACCCUAUAAAUGCAGUGAAUGUGGGAGAUUCUUCAAUAGACGUACAAACCUUACUAAGCAUCAAAAAAUUCAUACUGCUUCAAAGGUCUGUGAAGACAGUAAAUGUAGAAAAGCUUUCAGUGAGAGUGAAGACAGUAAUAAAAAUUCAAGACUUCAUUCUGGAGAUAAUCCCUACAAAUGUGUUAACUGUGGAAAAUCCUUCAGCCGGAGCUCCUCCCUUAUUCGACAUCAAAUGAUUCAUACAGGAGAGAAACCAUUCAAAUGUAAGGAAUGUGAGAAAACCUUCAACAGGAGUUCAAACCUUAAAAAACACCAAAAACUUCAUACUCAAGAGAAGUCCUGUAAAAGGAAGACACACAGACAUCAAUGAAUUUAACAUCAAUGAAUUUAUACUA